AGACUUCACGACUCGGCGACCAGAAGCCAAAGACAAAACUAUGGGGAAUGGAAAGUUUGUAGAAUAGAGGAAAAAAGGGGCGCAUCAAAUCAACGUUUUCUCCUUCUCUCUGCCUUCGUUUUUUCCUUUCUCCCUUUCCUCCCUCCUUCCACGCCAUGCCCAGUUCUCCUUCUGCCUAGAGAGAAGGGAGACGAAGAGAAACCUCGUAGAGAGAGAAGUGAGAAGAUAUAGUUUGAGAGAGAGGGGGGGAGAGAGAAACAAGAAUAGGUGAUGGGGAAUUGCUUCGGUUCUCAGGUGGCGUCUCUAUGUCCUGCAACCAGACCAUCCAGUCCAGGGCGGACAUCAAAGGCCAGCAGCAGCACCACCACAACUGGGAAGCUGUCAAACAUCAGCAGUAGCACCUUUUGGCAGUCUUCUGGCAGUAGUGUAAGCGUUGGUGAGGCUUCUCCAGAGGGUCGGAUCCUGGAGGCACCAAACCUUCGAAUCUUUACUUUUGCUGAAUUGAAGAGCACCACGAGGAAUUUUAAGCCCGAGACAGUUCUAGGGGAAGGAGGAUUUGGGAGAGUAUAUAAGGGAUGGGUGGAUGAGAAGACUCUGAACCCAGCAAAGAGUGGGAUGGGAAUGAUGGUUGCUGUAAAGAAACUGAACCCUGAGAGCAUGCAAGGGUUGGAGGAGUGGCAGUCUGAAGUAAAUUUCCUGGGGAGGUUAUCACAUCCCAAUCUUGUCAAGCUCUUGGGCUAUUGCUGGGAGGACAAGGAGCUCCUUCUUGUGUAUGAAUUCAUGGCAAGGGGCAGCCUAGAGAAUCACCUCUUUCGAAGAGGAGCAGCUUUUGAGCCACUCUCUUGGAGCCUAAGGCUGAAGAUUGCCAUAGGUGCCGCUCGUGGCCUUGCAUUCCUACAUACAUCAGAAAGAAAGGUCAUUUAUCGAGACUUCAAGGCUUCCAAUAUCCUCCUCGACUCGAACUACAAUCCCAAGCUUUCGGACUUCGGAUUGGCAAAACUUGGGCCAACUGGUGGAGAGUCGCAUGUCACCACACGAGUCAUGGGAACCUAUGGAUAUGCUGCUCCAGAGUAUGUUGCCACUGGCCAUCUUUAUGUGAAGAGUGAUGUUUAUGGAUUUGGAGUUGUCUUACUGGAGAUGCUGUCUGGUCAGCGAGCACUUGAUACCAAUCGUCCGAGUGAGCAACAUAAUUUAAUCGAUUGGGGUAAACCUUACUUAGCUGAUCGUAGAAAGCUGGCGCGGUUGAUGGAUCCACGGCUUGAGGGACGGUACCCCUCCAAAGGAGCUUUUCGGGCUGCUCAGCUUACACUGAAGUGUCUUGCUGGUGAACCUAAAAACCGGCCAUCUAUGAAGGAAGUGUUGGAAACGUUGGAGCAGAUCGAGGCCACAAAAGGCAGGUCAAGGGAGUCUAAGUCUAAAGAUGACUCCCACCAGCCCACUGCUCCCAACGGCCAAAUACCAGCAAAGCCCCGAUCCCCACUUAAGUCGAGAUAUGGUGUUGGGUCUGGCAUGCGGGCCAACCACCCCCCUCAUAGAGUAAGUUGACAGUCAUGCUUUGAUCUGAUUAAUUGUGCAUGUAGACCAACACCAUUUUUGUUUAUUGUAAACCUAAUGAUUGUAGAUUUUUUCUAGGGUUUGAGGAUGUUGUGACGAUUUUGUAUCGACAAACUGAAAGUGUUCUGAUCCAUGAAAUCAGAAUAUUAUCUUUUAUAUUGUAACAACAUAUUUUAUAAGAUUAAUAUAUAGAAAAAUUAAAGAGGAGCGACUCCUAUUUCCAUAAAAUA
Messenger RNA from Phoenix dactylifera (date palm), 1784 nucleotides. Its product is annotated as putative serine/threonine-protein kinase PIX13. NCBI's taxonomy places the organism in Eukaryota, Viridiplantae, Streptophyta, Magnoliopsida, Arecales, Arecaceae. The record is from RefSeq and is a predicted model, not a curated record. Gene Ontology annotation, biological process: protein phosphorylation. Gene Ontology annotation, molecular function: ATP binding; protein kinase activity.